ACCAUCCAGCCUCAAACUUGAGAUUUGUUUCACUCACAACCGAGCAUUCGAGAUAUACAUAUAUAUACGUAUAUACUACUAUACAUACGAAAAACACAGCCCUUCGUUUCAGCUUAAAACCGAGCCAUGAAAACACCAUAGAGACCUUCCCCUUCUCGAGAGGAAUCCAACGGUGAAAGAAUCGUUGAAAACGAUCGUGAAACGACGGAGAACAAGCUUGCCGGAGUUCCGCCGGGCUAACCGUAAAGACGGAAAACGGAGAAGAAGGAGGAGCUGCCGCUGCCGCCAACACAUCACCGACCUUCGCCGUCCCAAAACGAGCCUUCUACCACCACCGUAUCACGAAUCAGUCGAGGUGAUUAUUUUGAGACAAGAAUAGAGGAGGAGAAUUAGAAGCAUCAAAUUUGAGGUAAGUUUCUCUGCCGAUCCAAAAUGAUUUCCUCGUAUUAUAUGCUUAUUAUGCAUUUUGUGAUAAAGAGUGAAUUUUGAAUUAUGUGAUUUUGAGGAGAUAUUAGAUUUAUGGUAUUUUUGAAGUGCAAACGAAGUUCUUCUGGGUAUUAAAUAUUUUUAGAUACUUUUGAGACUAUUUAGAGAGAUUGGGAAAUAUUUUUGAAGUAUACUUAAUUCAAGAUAAAAUUAAGGAUUUCAUAAGAGGUGAGCACCCGGGAGAAAUCCGUGGUGUCGGUUUUCCACAUCCGGAUAAAUGUGGAGGGUGAUUAAGGCUGCUACUACUAAGAAGUACAGUUUGAGUUUGAAGUGACAUUUGGAUCUAUGAUCCCUUUUAAGAAGAAGUUAUAGUAGUAGUAGUCCCUAAUCAUUCAAGAAUUUUAAAGGUGGGGUAGUUGGUAGACUGAGUCCCGAUUACUCGUGACGACUUACUACUCGGAGGGCUUGGAAUCCCUUUUAGGGGGUGUGCACACUUAAGGUAGUCGUUUCGUUUCCAUUAGCAGUUGUGGUACCGGCAAAAGUCCCGGGGUGGCCGUACAUAACAACGUAACCACCGGGCUCAACCAGAGUGUUGAGCACCGCCCUUCUAAAUUACUAGGAAGAUAGAGAAGAAGUGAAUUUUUAGAAGUUCUAAGAGAAGAGUUACUAUAGUAUUUUUGAAGAAAAGUUGAGGACUUUAGUAAAGAAGUGAUUUUGAGAAAAAAUCAAAGAGAAAAGAAUUUUGGUGGAGUGUGUCAUUUUUAUAUAGUAUUAUAUGAAAAACUAUUUUUCGCCAAACCUGAUUAUUUUACGGGGUUGGGUAGUACUUACUUAGCUCUAAAGCUAAUUUUUGUUUUCUUUCCUUUGUUUUGUUUUCUGCACUUUAUUUGUGCAGGUGUUGACUCGUAUGAUCUCAUCAUGGUCAUAGUAUGUUACCCAUAUCUAUUGAUAACACGGAUAUUCACCACAUGGUCACAAUUCUUCAGUUGACCUAUUCCCUUUCAAGUAUUAAGGGUUGGUUUGCAACUCCUUUUAAAAAAACAUUUAUCAGCUUUUGACUUUAAAAAAGCACUUAUUUUUCCAAACACUACAACUUUUAUUUUUCUCGACUUCCGCGUCAAAAGUGUUUUUACUUUUUCUAUUACACAAAAAACACUUAUUUUACCAAACACUACCCACUUUUACUUUUCAAAAUCACUUUUUUCUCAAACAUUAUCAACUUUUAUUUAAUCACUUCUCCCCAUUUCAUUAAAAAAAACACUUUUUAAAAGCAAAAGUUGUUGCAAACAGACCCUAAUCCGCCAAAUUCAGUGACCUAUUUUAUCACUCAAGUUACAACUCUUGUAUAGUUUACAUAGAAGAUCAUACAUUGUAUCACUUGGAAUAUCACAUCAUACUAUUUGGUAAAAGUAUUUCACUUUGACUCUAAAUUGUAGAAUUUUCAAACUUAGUAAAUAACCAUCAAGUAAUCCAUUAUAUUCACACAUCAUCAUAGUAUCCUUUUUACCCAUAUGGACAAUUAUUUAAGAAUGCAAGUCCAUAUUGUCUAGAAUAUGUACAAUCCAUUUUGUCUACAACCCAUUUUCAAAAGUCCGCACGAUGAAUAGGUUUUCUAUUGGAUAAGAUCAUCCGAAACAACCAACCGGUUUAUACCCAUUGCAUUUAUACCAUAACAUAUUCAAUCUUGGCUUACUAUUCUAAACAAUUCAACGUAAUUUGGUAUGAACCCAUUGCAAUCCCAUUUAAAAUUACAACUCGUCUUUGUGAUAAAGUAUCUCACAAUUUCAAACUUAUUGAAAACAAGUUUCCUGUAAGUUUGAUCGCAAUUUAGGUCUGAACUAUUCUUUAGAAAAGAAUAUGAGUUGUCCACAAUAAUUCAAUCUAGGUAUUCAAAUCAUAAUAUGAGCUUUGAAUACCUUGAUUUAGAACUUUCCUUGCCACAAUUCCGACCGAAAUUGCUCGGACCGAAGAUUCGGACCAACGAGAAAAAUUUAUUGUUUUCAGUGUAGAUGACUUGUAUCAUCUAUGAUCUCAUAGUCUCAUAGAUCUUAUAAGCCUGAAAAUUAUAGACUUGAUUAUACAAGUCUAUAAUUUGACAUAAGCCUCAAAUAUACGAUUUUGGUAAUUUGGACUUGAGCUUUAUUGGUAUUGACACUGUAAAAUAACUUGAGUAAUAAAUAAAGCGUUGAUCUUUUAUUUUGAUUAUUUAUCAUUAUUUUUGUAAUCUUUCAUUGAAACAGUAACAAAUAAUAUAAUGAUUAUUAUAAUAUUAUUAUCAUAUUUAUAUGACACCAAUAUGUCAUCUUUUUCAUGAUACCAAAGUGUCACAAAUUUUUACGAUACCAAUGUGUCAUAAUCUUGUAUUACAUUAAUGUGUCACAAUUUACCGACACUAUUAUGUUUUACGAUCAGUGACACUAUAUUUAGUGUCACUAGCCGCCACUUUUCCCGACACUUUUUUAGUGUCGCAGAAACUUUCAGCGACACUAAAUUAGUGUUUACUGUAAGCCCUUUUUCUACUAGUGUAAGAGUCGUGAAUGAGUUGUAUUUUAAGAAAGUUUCUUGCAAAUGUCAUAUAGAUUGGUAAAUCUAUACACUCUUUGAAUGAGUGUAUAGAUUUAACUCUGUGUUUAAAUUCAGGAAUUUGAGACUGUAUAACAAAAUGAGCAUAGACAAAAAUAAUUUUUGUCUAAUUUUGAAAAGGGUUAAACUUGUAAACCCAGUGAUCUUUAAUCUACAUGUAUAACAUACAAUUCAAUAUGAGAUCAUACUUGUACAAUCGUAAUAACUCAAAUAAUAUUACAUACGAUGGGUUCAGCCGGUCGACACUAAUUAUGUGUCGAACAUAAUUUUAUAGAUGGGUGAACAUACAAGUAUGAGAUCUCACUGUAUUAAGUGAGAUAGGACGAUUGUAUGUAUAUAUUAAUUGGAAGACUUGGAAUUACCAAUAUAGUUGACGAAUGGCAAUUGUAAGGUUAUGGAUCGGAGUACGAGAUGACAAUGUAUUAUGGUAUUAACCAAAUUUAUUAAAGGUAAAUUUAAGUUAUCCCAAUAUUUGUUAAGUAUAUACAAAAAGACGAAUGUGACCAUAAUAUUCUUAUGAGUAAUUUAGACUAAAACAUUGGAAAAAAAUAUACAAUCAUGUAUAUAAAAUAUCCAAUAUUAUGGUUUUUACUAGGUAUGUCUAAAUUAAGUAUAUCUAUUCGAUUGCAAUUUAUAAAUUAUAUCAAAAUAGGACUAAAAGUCAUUCACUUUGCACAAAUAAGACCAAAAAAUAAACUAUGUUUCCAUAGGACUAGUUAUGUUUGUCUUGGACAAAUAUACCCUUAUACCUAUUGGAAUGUUUUAAUUCAUAAUAAAAUAAUAAAAAAUAAUAAAAAUUCGUAAAAUAUACCAAAAAAUUAAUAAAAAUAUUUUGAAUAAUAAUAAAUUUAAAAAAAAAAUUAAAAAUAAAAAUAAAAAAACAAAUUAAAAAAAUUAAAAAAAAAUCAAAAAAAUAUUUUUUUGUCACCGCCGCCUAUACCGCCCCAGCACCACCACCUCUAGUCAUUUGGGGAAAAAAUGCCAAAUUUAUUAUGAAUUCCAUAUUUUUGGCAAAAUUCAGAAUGAUUUAAGAUGGAAGAAAAAAAAUGUUGGCAUUCUCAAAGAGAAAUAUGCCAUAUUUUUGGCAUUUUCCGAAAAAAUGGAAGUUUGUAGGGAAAUAUGACAUUUUUUUUAACGGUCGGAGGUGGUGGUGCAGGGAGGCGGUACUACCACCUCCUGUCACCGGGGUAAAAAAAUGCCAAAAAAAUUAUGAAUGCCAUAUUUUUGGCAAAAGUCAAAAGGAUUCAAGUUGGCAAAAUGAAAAUGUUGGCAUUCUCAUAGAGAAAUAUGCCAUUUUUGUGGAAUUUAAAAAAAAGUGGCAUUUUUUACACCGAUCGGAGGUGGUGGUUCAGGGAGGUAGUACAGGCGGUGGGAAAGGUAUCCAUAUUUUUUUUAAAUUUUUUUUUGGAGUUUUACUAUUUUUUAUUAAUUUUAAAAAAAACAUUAAAAAAAAAAUUUCUUAUUUUUUAUUUUAUAAAAAUUUUAUUAAUUUUUUUAUUAUUUUUCUACGAAUUAUUGAAAUUUUUUCGAAUUUAUUAUGAAUUAAACAUUUAAUUAUGACUUUUAGCUAUCUUUUAUUAAUAUUUAAAGGAGGGGUAAGAAUGGAAGGAAGAAAUGAGUAUGUUUCCAAUAGGACCACUAUGGUCCUAUUUUGGAAUAAAAAACAUAGCAAAUCCUAUUUUGAGUUUUUGCCAUAGUUUUAGUCCUAUUUGGAGUAAUUUAAUUACUUAUUAGUUGUGUAUUUAUAUGCUGAUCACAUUAAGUAUGUACCGAUAGUUUGAACAAUCGAUAUAUCAUAGCAUACAAAUUUACCACAAUUAAUUUGGUCCAUUGUAAGAUAUCUUUGUAUGGGUUAAAUACUAUGAGAUGGGUAUUAACCAUUGGUAUAUGUAUUUUAAAUAUUGGGAAUUGUACACUACCAAGAUAGUUCCAAGUUUGUAUGAAAGGUGGUAAUAAAUCACAAUCGUUUAUAACAAACUAGAUUCUCACCCGUGCGAUGCACGGAAACAAAAUUUAAUAGGAAGAUUUAAUGUUGUUUAUUUACGUUAACGAUAUCUAUAAAAAAACGUUAACAAUCGCAUAAAAAAAUCAUAAAAUUACAAUUUAUAAAUGAGCAAAAGAAAGUAUGGUAUAUAAUAAAAAGUGCUAUAAUAAAUAGUUAAAAAGAGCAAGUACAAUUCGAUCAAUAUACGUUGGAAUGGGAAAUUUGUCUGAAUUUCUCAUAUUACCUAGUAGUUGCAACAUUAUAAAUUUUACAAUAUUCAUGUGCUUUACUUUGACUAUACUUUAUUUACAGAUGUAUCAAAAAAAUUAAAAUAUAUAAUUACAUUUUUCUUACUAUAUUUUCAAAAUGUAAGAGUUUUGAAAUUUUUAUAAUUAAGGUAAUAAAUAUAUUAAUGAUCAAAAUUGUGUGUUGCAAGCAUGAUGUUAGUUUUCUCCUUCAUUGAGUUCAUCAGUUCUAUCCAGAAGAGCUGAGCCAUAGAGACAGAAUAGAAUAAAAUAGAGUAUAGAGGCAGAAUAUAAUAGAAUAGUUUCAGGCUGCUCUCUCUCUCUCUAGAGGGAGAGCAGCGGCCAUUUCAUACGAUGUACCAAAGUUCUCGAUAUAUUAAUAUGAAUAAGAAUGUUUCUGCCCCCUCUUUCAUUUCUAUAGUUGUUUGAUUGUUAGAAAUAGGGACUAACACAUGAAAAUAGAAGUGUUGAAACCACAAAAGAACAAAGAAAAUAUAUACCAAUAUGAGUAUGAUUGGGCCACAUUUUUCGAAUUCCAUUAUGUAUGUGUGUGUAUAUAUAUAUAUAUAUAUAUAUAUAUAUAUAUAUAUAUAUAUAUAUAUAUAUUUAUAGUAUAACUAUAAAAAGAAUAAUCAAUACUAUAAGUAUUUAAAUACAUAAAACAUGUAAAAUAUAUAAAAUAUAAACUUCCUCCGUCUCAAGUUAUCUCACUACAAAAAAAUUCGGCUGUAGUCACGGAUUUAGUCAUGGAACACAGUAUAAACUUCUUUUGAUUUGUUGCAAUAUUGAUAAAAUUGUGAAAAAGUAAAAGUUAUGGUUGAGAUUUGAGUAAUAUAAAAUGAAAUGUUAUAGACUUCAUAUUUAUUUAAAAAAUGACACUUAUUUUGAUAAAGCCCCAAAAGGAAAAUAAGAUGGGUAAGAUAUGACAAAGUGAAUAUAAAAUAUAAUAUAAAUUACAUAAAGAAUAUACUAGUAUAAAAUAUAAAAAUAUACUCCGUAUAAUACAUAUAAUAUAAAAACACUUUAAUAUAUAUAAUAAUACAAAGAUAAAUUUUCCCAUAGAUUCAAGACCACUUUAACAACAUAAUUCCAUAUUGGGAAUUUUUCACAAGUAGGCUAAAAAGAGAAAAUUUUAUCAUUUUUAUCACUCUCUAAGUUUCUUUUCAAAAAUAGACUAAGAAAACUUUUCUUUUCAUCAAUAGACCAUACGGCGCAUACGGUAAUAACGGUACUACUCAAGUACUCCACUUAAAUGAACCUUUACUCCCUGAAAGUGCCGUUAGGUUGCCGAAACGGAAAUCAUACUGCAAGUUGCCCAGCCACAAAGUGUUGUCUCUACAUGUAUUCAAACACUAAAAAAAUGUAAAAUAAGAAAAUAAAUAUUUCUAAAAUAUGAAUUCGUGAAAAAAUAACAAAUAAAAUAAAAUGAACUAUUCUUCAGAAAAAAUAUAAAAUGUGAACAUAAUUAAAACUUUAUAAAAGAGUAAAAAAUACAAAAAAAAUGUAAAUAUCCUAAAAAGCAAUAAAUAAAUAAAUAAAAUUAAUAAAAUAUAAAAUAAAUAAAGCAAAAAAAUCACAUAAAAAUUAAUAGAAAACGAAAAAAAAAGUGUAAACAGGUUAUUUUUAAAACCUCUCGAAAAUUCAAAUUUGAAAAUUUAUAGAUAAAUAAAAGAGUAUUAAAAUAUUAAUUCUUCAAAAAUAAAAAAUGAAAUAAAAUAUUAUUCAGAAAAAAAUAUAAAAUAGAAAAAUAAUUAAAACUUUAUAAAAGAGUAUAUAUGAAUUACUAGAAAAAUUUUAAAAUUACUA
This is a messenger RNA of Cuscuta epithymum, 7044 nucleotides long. Lineage: Eukaryota; Viridiplantae; Streptophyta; Magnoliopsida; Solanales; Convolvulaceae. The record is from the annotation of a GenBank genome assembly.